This is a messenger RNA of Mucor mucedo, 1089 nucleotides long. Its product is annotated as concanavalin A-like lectin/glucanase domain-containing protein. The transcript is spliced from 6 exons. Gene Ontology annotation, molecular function: protein binding. Lineage: Eukaryota; Fungi; Mucoromycota; Mucoromycetes; Mucorales; Mucoraceae. The coding region runs from base 1 to 1089 and encodes 362 amino acids. The record is from RefSeq and is a predicted model, not a curated record.
AUGGGAUUUAAUUAUCACCCGUCAAGUAAGGGGUCCUUACAUCGUCAUACUUUAACAAAGCCAGACUGGGGUUUCUCGGGAGUAAUUUUAAAAGAAAUGCAGUCUGCUUAUACUUGGAUUUUCACAACUGGGAUUAUUGUGUUUUUUGUGGUUAUUGUAGUAUUACUCUUCUUUACUCGUUCACCCAUUGAACUUCCAUUGUCUUUCAAUGGAGAUGUGGAGGAUAUUCCCUCAGAUUCCGAAAUCAACGUUGCUGGAUUAUCCGAAGACGCAAGACUUAGUUACGAAAGAGCUAAAAGAAAAGAUACUGACAAGAAAAACAAAAUAGCCUGGCAAGAACAUCAUCCACCUAACAGUAUUCCCACGGAUAUUACACCGCCACAGUUUGUAUCUAUUCAAGAAAAAGGAGUUUCCGCUUUUGAGUUUGAAGGAGAGCCAGAAGCGAAUUGUUUUGUAGCAGGAAGAACAGAAAUUCAGUUUAUGGAAGGAGAGAAUUGCGUACAGACAAAUUUACCCUUACCCAGAAAUCAAGAUGUAUAUUACUGGGAAGCUAAAAUGUAUGAUAUGCCCGAAUCAACAGUUGUAUCAGUUGGUGUAGCCACAAAACCUUUUCCUAGUUGGAGAUUACCAGGUUGGAAUCGUUACUCAAUUGGGUAUUUUUCAAAUAACGGUACAAAAUGCUUUAGUACACCUUUCAACAGUAAACCUUAUGGCAUGCCCUAUAAGCAUGGUGAUGUCAUUGGAGUUGGAUACAAGCAUCGUACAGGCACUAUAUUUUUUACUAAAAAUGGAAGAAAACUGGAAGAGGCCUACUCUGGAUUGAGAUGGAAUUUAUUCCCCACAAUUGGAGCUAACGGACCUUGUCAAGUUCACGUUAACUUGGGUCAAAUGGGAUUUGUUUUUGUGGAAGCCAAUGUAAAAAAAUGGGGUUUGGCCCCUUCACAAGGCACAUUAUCACCACCACCUGCUUAUGGAACAGAGCGAGACACGGUCCUGUUAGCCAUGGGGACAUCAAAUGAUGCAACUACAGUCAUUGAUAUGACUGUACCACCACCUCGUCCACCACCUUACGAAAACUUGUUGGACUAA